Molecule: messenger RNA, 1238 nt
Organism: Pungitius pungitius (ninespine stickleback)
Lineage: Eukaryota; Metazoa; Chordata; Actinopteri; Perciformes; Gasterosteidae
Gene: ciapin1
Product: cytokine induced apoptosis inhibitor 1
Exons: 9
Coding region: 135-1055 (306 amino acids)
Biological process (GO): iron-sulfur cluster assembly
Cellular component (GO): cytoplasm
Molecular function (GO): iron-sulfur cluster binding
Source: RefSeq, a predicted model, not a curated record
AUUACAACACAUUAACAACGAUUGUAUUUUGAAAAAUCACACCGGAAACCUAUAUUAACACUUCCAACAAACUACCAGUCAACCUUAGGUAACGGACCCGUUGUCCCCUGAGACACACACACACACACACAGGCAUGGCGGAGCUGGGCAUCAAGGCUGGAGACAAGGUGCUGUUGGUUUGGGCCCAGCCCUCGGCCCCGGCGGCCCUGAAGCAGUACGCAGAGGAACUGGGAGCCGUGGGUGGUUCUGGCUGCGUGUCGGUGGAGAACAUGGAGAGGUUAUUGCUCUCCUCCCACUCGGCCUCCACCUUUGACUGGGUGCUGUCUGGCCUCCUGGCUGACAGCUCCUCCACCCACAGCUCGGAGAUCCUGGCUGAAAUGGCCCGAGUGCUCAAACCUGGCGGGAAGCUGGUUCUGGAUGAAGCAGUCACAGGAGCUGAGGCGCAGAGUGUGAGGACUGUGGAGAAGCUGGUGUCUGCUCUGAAGCUGUCCGGCUUCAUGUCGGUGACGGAGGUCAGUAAAGCAGAACUGAGUGCUGAGGCGUUGAGCUCCCUCAGGACAGCCACUGGUUACCAAGGCAACACUCUGUCUAAAGUCCGCGUAUCUGCCUCUAAGCCUGCCUUCGAGGUGGGAUCCUCUAGCCAGAUUAAGCUCUCAUUCAGGAAGAAGCCAGCAGAGAAACCAGCUCUGGAUCCCAACGCGGUCAAAAUGUGGACACUGUCAGCCAACGACAUGGAUGAUGACGAUGUGGACCUUAUGGACUCUGAUGCUCUACUGGAUGAGGAUGACUUGAAGAAGCCGGACCCGGCUUCUCUUAAAGCACCCACAUGUGGAGAAGGAUCAGCCAAGAAGAAAGCCUGUAAGAACUGCACGUGUGGCCUUGCUGAGGAGCAGGAGAGUAAAGGAAAACAGAAGACUAAUCUGCCAAAGUCUGCCUGUGGAAGCUGUUACCUGGGCGACGCGUUCCGAUGUGCCAGCUGCCCGUACGCAGGGAUGCCAGCCUUUAAACCGGGGGAGAAGAUCGUGCUGGACAAGAAGACUCUGACGGAAGCUUAAAACACUUUUACAUUCCUCUAGUAUCCGCCCAGGCACACCUUCCUCUGCAGCAGCAUUGACUCCUGCUGUUGUCAUUCAUGGAGUUAUUUAUUGUUUUAAUAUGAUACACAACUGUCCCUUUCAUGAUUUCUUAUGUACAUGUCGCCUUUGCAAUCAAAUACAUUAAAGCCAGUCUUCUGUUCA